Messenger RNA from Cynara cardunculus var. scolymus (artichoke), 2887 nucleotides. RefSeq lists its product as uncharacterized. Lineage: Eukaryota; Viridiplantae; Streptophyta; Magnoliopsida; Asterales; Asteraceae. The coding region runs from base 960 to 2681 and encodes 573 amino acids. The transcript is spliced from 10 exons. The record is from RefSeq and is a predicted model, not a curated record.
UUGAGUCAACUGUAAACAACCACAAUCCCCAAGGCUCCGCGAAGUUGACAUACCCACGUAGUAAUCAAACGAUUAUCAAUACAACGGUGAUGGGGUCCCUCCGAUUGAUUCAAGGAAACCACAUGUUAGGUAUCCUUCUUGGGCCUUGGCUAUCUAAAAUUGGCUGAUCUUGUCUCCUUUUCCUCCUCCCAAAUCAUAUAUUUUAUUGAGAUUUUCAAUUUGGCGCCCUCAUAAAACCCCUCGAAUUCUUCUGUAGAAACCCAACCUGUAAGUUGAAUUUCUUGAUUGCAAUUUGAUUCUGUAUUGGUAUAAUAUGAUCAUAAGUCUCCAAUUUGAAAAACAUACAAAUACUAGCUAGCUACAUGUGUUUUAGUUUUAACUGUGUAUUUUGAUGGUUUUGUGGGAUAAUUUUCAAGAUUUCACACUUUGCGUGUUGUUUUAUUCUGAUGAUUCGAAUGUGUUUGUAUGCUAAAAGGGUAAAUGAGAUGGUUUUCUUUAGCUUUAUUUGGGGAUUUAUAUUGAUAGGUGGUAAGAAUUUCCCUAAUUUGUGUUUGGCCAGAAAUAGCAAUUUGUUAAUUGGCUAGGGUUUUUGCCUUAAAAGUUAAUUCAAUAAAUUAAUUCUUGACUUAUUUGCUAUUUUUAGUGUUACCCUUUUGUUGAUUGAGUGAAAUUUACAAUAUUUUCCAUAUGGGUGUUAAAAAGCAUCAAUCUUUUCUACACAUUCUGUUAUAUCUUGUUUGCUGUCAAAUUUCGAAGGAUCAUGUAUCAAAAACCCAAGUUGUAAUUGAAUUAGUUCUCAUGAGUAUGAUCAUAUGAUUUUUUUCUGUUUAUUUGAUUAUGAUAACUAGUUAAAACACUAUUAAUGGUUUUCAAAUUGGAUUUUUACUUGGAGGCAAGGCUAGAUCAUACAGGAAGAAGAUCGUAGUCAUAUCUCGUUAUUGGCGCUGUGAGAUUUGCAAAUGGAGGGAAAAGAAAACAUCUCUCAGUACCGAGAUAAGCUUGACAAAACGCUCAUGUCUCCUGAUCUUUCUAACGUGGAAUCUCUCAAGAUUCUUGUUGGAAAUCAAAUGUCCAAGUCAUUACAAUGCGAAGAUCAAGAAUAUAGCGAUAAGUUAGUUCAGAAAAGAACAAAGGAAGUGGCCAAUUUUCUUAGCAUGCUUAGAAGUGCUUCUGGGAGUGCCGUUGAAGGGUCAAAAGUGAACGAAAUACCACAAGGUGGCUGGAAAAUAAAACACGAUAAUCAAGACUGUCGUGUUAUGUAUAGGGAGGGACCAGCAGGCACUCCCUUCCAUACAUUACUUGCCGAAGGCUACGUAGAUGGGCCUCUUGACGUUUGCUUGUGCAUAUCAUGGGAGGCAGGCCUUUACCAAAAAUGGUGGCCUCAGUUUAAUAUCCCGGCGUUUAAGGUUUUAUAUUCGGAAUGCGUGAAGAAGGUCAGAAUGGGCGAACAAAUAUCUUUAGUGAGGAUGAAGCUUUCAUGGCCAUUAUCAACAAGAGAGGCGCUAGUUCAUUAUGUUACGCUUGAGUACUUUCAAGAUGAUCUCAUUAUAGUGCUUUUGAACACGAUUUCUGAGUCAGAGAACAUCGAUAAAACCACUCACGGGUUCACCAGAGAAGGUAUACCUGAUGUAGAAAAUGUGACGAGGAUAGAUGUAGUGGGAGGCCUUGCUUUACAGAAAGUGAGCGCUAACAGAAGCUACUUCCGGACGAUUGUAAACAUGGAUAUAAAACUGGAUUUUGUUCCUCCAGCGAUUAUCAACUUCGUUUCCCGGCAACUUGUAGGUAGCGGCUUCAAGCUCUAUAAAAAGGAAGUCGCUUCUGUGUCUAAAGGCGAUGCAGAUUUCAGCAAGGCCUUAAAGGAGCCAUUUUAUGGUCGAAUUCGUGAGGCACUCUUCACAGAUGAUGAAGUACCAAAUGGGUUUUUGAAACAAGACGACGUCAAGAUUGUUCAUGAUGCUGGUUUGGAACAAAAGGACAUCAAGAUUGUUGACGGAGCUUUAGAACAAGAAACUGCCAAGAUUGUUCAACCCAAAGAGCCUUGUAGUUUAGAGGGCAAAGAAGCGAAAUAUCAGAGGUCAGUUGGUGAAAUCGAGGAGAUUGAAGAAACUAGGUCACAUGAGGAUGAUAAUAGCAACGAGCAUCCAACCAAUAAGUUUAUAAACGAUUGUCGUGUUAUUGUUGGUAAGAAGCAAGUAAUUGUAAGUCCUGAGGUGAAGCAAGCUUUAGGAACACUGGAGAAGGUCAUUUCUGUCUUUAGGGAACUUGAAUUCAAUCCUCGAUCCUUGUCUCUGUCUCGCUUCACUAAUAAUGUGUUUGCUGAGCUUGAAGACCAUAAAACAAAUGGUUCUAAGCGUUUUGUAGCAGCAAGUAACGAAUUCACGGCGAGGACCUCACAAGAAUCAAGAAACAGUUUUUCCGGUCAUAGCUCCAGGCAGGAAGGGUGUGCAACAGAAACACAAGAUGAUGAAGAUGAGCUCAAGAUAGCAUCACAAGAACACGAGACCUUGAGUUCACGUGGAAGUCACCGGAGUUCUUUCUCUUUCGCUAUAAAUGAGGCCAUAACAUUAACACAAAACAACACCAUGAAUGGAGAGGUGAAGAACAGUGAUGAAAGCCAGAAAAAGAUGAAGAAACAGAGAUUUUGCUGCCUAAACUUCACUUCUGGAAGGGGAUUCAGUUGACAGAAGAUUCUUAUUUAACCUAUACGUCUAGACAUUCAUUCAUACAGGAUGCAUAUAUUACAGGUGGAGUUGCCGAUUUGACUGUUAAUACGUUCUACAAAUAAAUCUGUGUAAAUUUGUUCUAAACUUUUCCCUACACCUUGUUGCGGGCUCUUUUUUCUAAUAAAGUAAUGACCAAGAGUAUUAUAUGUUAAUUUUUAGUUUGA